AUGAAGCGUUCUCUUCACCAAUCGCGUCCAGCUCAGCUAACCAGCUUUGAUGAAGACUUGAAGCUGAUCCACCUGUUUGGCUACUGGGGCUCGACAGCUAAGUCCAAUCGGUCCCGGAACGCCAUUUUUCUAUUGAUGUCCAUCUUUCUGAUGAUUCCAUUGAUACUGUCUUUGGUAGAUUUGAUUGGGGAUGAAAACUACGUCAGAGCAUCCCGAGCUGCCGGAGAACUGAUGACCUUUUUCAUGGAUGUUUUCUCCAUAAUGACCAUCGUUUACAGGAAGCGACAGAUUGAACUGGUACUGGACAAGUUACACGUCAUGUUCGAGAAUAUGAUGGAAGAGGACGAUCCGAUUUCGAGGGACAUUUAUAAUAAAACUGAGGCUAUAUCCAAGAAGAUAUCUGUAACGAUGAGGCAAAUAAUGGGAUACGUAACGCUGUUGUAUUGCGGUGCACCUCUUUCGUACUCCAUUUACUGCGUGAUUUUCACGAAUUAUGCGCCCGUUCCGUUCCCAACCGGCUUCGAGGUCAACUUCUUCUAUAUCAACAUCCAUUCGAACGUAUGGGCGUAUGUACUCUACAUGAGCGUUAUCAUACCGGUGACAUGGAUUACCACCGUAUCAGUCGGAAUAAAGGACACGUUAUUCAUAAACAUCUUCAACCACUGCAUUAUCAAUUUCGACAUAUUGAAACACAAAAUCGAUCAACUCAAUACCAUUUCUGAGUCGGAAGUAAGUUGGCAUCUGAACAACUACGUAGAUUUUCACAACGAAUCCUUUGAGUGUGUUCGCAUUUUGGAGGACUCGAUCAACAUGGAUCUGCUGGUGCACUACCUCGGAAGCAUAUCGAUACUUUGUCUCAAAAUGUUUGUCUUCACGGAAGUGCAGCUGGAUGGCUUCAUGGUGGUCCGCUUGUUCAUCAUUUUCACCUACGCUGCCUGGGAAGUGGCGGUGUUUGCCUGGCUGGGGGGACGAUUGACGUAUGCGAGUACGCAAGUCGCGGAGGCCAUCUACUCAGCCGAUUGGUAUGACCGGCCGGUCUACGUCCAGAAGACGCUGAUGAUGAUUCUUACCCGAGGACAAAAAAGUUCCGGAGUCAUGGUUGGGAAGUUCUUCCAGGCGAACCGAAAGGGGCUGAAACGAGCGAUGAAUUCGGUUUAUUCCUAUUUUCUGUUCAUCAGGCAUGUCUACAAUCGUAUAGGUGGUUGA
Messenger RNA from Armigeres subalbatus, 1206 nucleotides. RefSeq names its product odorant receptor 43a-like. The transcript has 5 exons. The record is from RefSeq and is a predicted model, not a curated record. NCBI's taxonomy places the organism in Eukaryota, Metazoa, Arthropoda, Insecta, Diptera, Culicidae. The coding region runs from base 1 to 1206 and encodes 401 amino acids. Gene Ontology annotation, cellular component: plasma membrane. Gene Ontology annotation, biological process: detection of chemical stimulus involved in sensory perception of smell; sensory perception of smell. Gene Ontology annotation, molecular function: odorant binding; olfactory receptor activity.